AUGACAGCUCCACAUGCAUGGGGGUGUUUCUCCUAUGACAGGAAUGAGUUCAGGGUUCUACCCAGCUUCCUAGCCAGCCUUCACUCCUUGAUGACAGUAGCUCAGAAUUCUCAGACUUCCAUUGAGGUGUCACCUAUUCCCAUGGAUGCCCUAAGAAUGCUAGCUUCCAUCCAACAAUGCCAAUAUAUUGCUGGCAUUCAAAAUGGCAGCUCUGAGUUGAGAGCACUUUCCAAGACUGUGGGCCAGCAAUCAGUAACUAUAGAAAAACUGACAACUCGCCUUCAAACUGUUGAGGAAGAGGUUGCUAUUCUCCAUGCAUGGAUGGAGACACAGCAAGAUGAUUGUCUGGGAUCAAGUAGAGGGAGGAGAGUGAUGAAACUAUACAUACAUCCUCUAUUUGCUGAUCUUUGUGGCAUUGAAAGAAGUCUUGAGCAUGGUGUGAGAGCACUUGCUCUGACACAUGUUAAGCCUUUGGACACAUAUGAUGCCCUGAAUGCCAAAUUCAUACAGGAGGUUUCUCAGCAAAUCUGGGAUGAUGAGAUGACUCAGUGCCAGCAAACAGGCAAGGGAGAACUUCCUGACAGUGAUUACAGCAUGCCUAUCAUCAAGGAAUGCAUGAAGACAUACUUUUGA
Pisolithus orientalis is the source of this 633-nucleotide messenger RNA. RefSeq lists its product as uncharacterized. Lineage: Eukaryota; Fungi; Basidiomycota; Agaricomycetes; Boletales; Pisolithaceae. The record is from RefSeq and is a predicted model, not a curated record. The coding region runs from base 1 to 633 and encodes 210 amino acids. The transcript is spliced from 6 exons.